GGCGUCGAGUUUGAGCGUAAUAGCCUCCUCCCCUUUCUUUCUAUUCUGCACUCCUUUCAUCCUAACCAUGCAAGCCCUACGCCUGGCGCGUCCUCGAGUCGCCCUCAGACCCAUCACCGCUACUCGCAACGUUGCGGCCACUGCCAACGCGUCCGCACACGCUGCGUCUGCGACAGCGAGCUCGAGCUCGCAGGCCCUCAUCCCCCUCUCCAACGUUGAGGCCCAAUGGGAACGUCUGACUCCUGACGAACAGUUCCAGGUUCACCGCCAGCUGGAGGAGAUCCAGAAAAAGGACUGGAGAACACUCUCCAUUGACGAGAAGAAGGCUGCGUACUAUGUUGCUUUCGGCCCUCAUGGUCCCCGUGCGCCUAUCACAAAACCCGGCGACACCGCCAAAGUUUUUGGCGUCGUAUCUCUCGCCAUCGGCCUUGCGGGUGCUCUCUACUAUGGUAUCAAGGCCACUGCCCCGCCACCGCCCAGGACCAUUAACAAGGAGUGGGAGGCAGCAAUGAACGAGACCGCAAUCAAGCAGAAGAUGGAUCCUAUCAGCGGUAUCACGUCGGAAGGAUACUCUGGCAAGGGUUUCGUUCAGAACAAAUAGAGCAGCCACUUUUGCUUGUCUGCGAAGAAAGUGCGGACGCUUCAACAUAUAUGCUUUUACUAAAGAAGCGUUGGCGGGCCUUUCGUUGGGUCGCGGGACGGAACUCUGUCUUACAUUAUUGCGUAGCGUCACAACCAAGAAUAAUACACUUUCCUGCCUUA
This is a messenger RNA of Somion occarium, 762 nucleotides long. Lineage: Eukaryota; Fungi; Basidiomycota; Agaricomycetes; Polyporales; Cerrenaceae. The record is from the annotation of a GenBank genome assembly.